Melanaphis sacchari is the source of this 257-nucleotide messenger RNA. RefSeq names its product fatty acyl-CoA reductase 1-like. Gene Ontology annotation, biological process: long-chain fatty-acyl-CoA metabolic process. The annotation marks the transcript as partial. The record is from RefSeq and is a predicted model, not a curated record. The transcript has 2 exons. Lineage: Eukaryota; Metazoa; Arthropoda; Insecta; Hemiptera; Aphididae. Gene Ontology annotation, molecular function: alcohol-forming very long-chain fatty acyl-CoA reductase (NADP+) activity. Gene Ontology annotation, cellular component: peroxisome.
CGUAAUGCGUUAUACCUAAAAUUAAUAAUGGAAACAAGUGUAGCAGAAACAUUUAGAAAUGGGAUAGUUUUAAUCACAGGAGGUACUGGAUUUUUGGGAAAAUUACUCACUGAAAAAUUACUCAGAUCUUGUCCUGUCAAAAAAGUCGUUGUACUUGUCAGAAGUAAAAAAGGAUUGGAUGCUAGUCAAAGGGUUGCAAAUAUAUACAAACAAACAUUAUUUGACCGAAUUCGUCAUGAAAAAUCAAAUUUUAUUAA